AGACAAACUAAAAUGAAAAUGGCAGACUCGAAGCGACCGAGUCAAGUGCGAUUAAUGGCUUUUUUGGGCUUUUUCUUCGCCCUCUUCGCUACAGGAAGCUCCACCGCUCAAGUGCCUCUCCUCAUGUGGCCCAGUGAAGGGUUUAGUUUACCACCACUGGGCUUAUCUUCAGCUGGUCACAUAACAUCAAACGACCAGUUAACUGCCUACCUCACCUCCGCCUUUGGCCACAGCCCCCACACUGUGCUGCUGUUCCUGCAGGACAAGCUGAGCAAAGAUGACUUCACAGUGUUUGGUGGAGCUUUUGGAAACAAGCAGGAUAGCGCCUUUCAAAACCUUCAGGCUGCGCUACAGUCUUCCUCCUCAUCGGUGACGCUCCCUGCCUUAGAGUGGUCCGGCUCCUCGGUCAUCCCGGCUCUGCUGCAGGAGAAGCUCGGUGUCUCGCCUUUGCUCGUAGACGCAGACACUCUGUCACAGCUCAGCAUCAACACAUCUGUCAGCAAUCUGCUGCUCAUCAAUCUUCCUUAUUGUGCUGGGUCGCAAAAGUCUUGCAAGGAAGUCCUACAUGACAACGAUGAAAUUAUUGGGAAAGUUCUGGAUAUCAUGAAAGCCAAAAAUGUUCAUUACACUGCAAUAUACACAGGACUCCAGCCAUCACGAGUGAUUUCAGAGACGUCUAUGACUAACGAUGGUGUGGGUCGCUCCUUGCUCCAAACAGCUGCACCCACUGUCAAAGCACCCAUCGUGUUCAGUGAGUCCGGUAACCCUUGCAUCAUGCUCUGGGCUCAGAAUCUCAGUAUCAGCAUCACAACCGCUUGGAUCGACCUCGCUACAGAAACGCCUACCUUGACAGGAUCCGUGUGCAACGACACCAACUCCCUGCUUGUCCUCAAUUAUCCAAGUGGUGUUAUUCUAAGCUUCUCCCUGAGUCAGCAGUUUUAUCCCGUGUCUGCGAGGAACUGGUCGACCCUGGACACGGUGCAGCUGCGCGCUAACGGCACGACCGCGACUUUCCUCGGCCGCCGCGGCAUCUACAGCCCCGCAGAAUACUCCUUCCACUGCCAGUCCGUCACCAGCUUCCAGGACGCUCUGCUGGUUCCAAACAACACCCUGCAAAACGUAACAGAGUGGAAGCUCAACUUUGUCGACUUCCAGAUUCAGGGAUUCGGUUUGAACAACGGAACAAAUUUCUCCUACGCCAGUGACUGUGCAAGCUUCUUCACCCCUGGGAUCUGGAUGGGGCUUCUGACCUCACUGCUCAUGUUGUAUAUUUUCGUGUACGGCCUGCACAUGAUCAUGCAGCUUAACACCAUGGAUCGAUUCGACGACCCCAAAGGCCCGUCAAUUUCAGUGCCUCAAACGGAGUGAAACGCUCCAAACACACAUGCACACUCCUCAUUCCUGCAGUGCCUCCCAAAAGAAGCCGCCUUUUGUCUUUUUCGGUUUUUCCUUUUUUUUCCUUAUGUUUCUCUGAUAUUCUCUCCUGCGGUUAUUCCUUCCUGAAUCCUCACACAGCUGUCUUUUGGGAUACAAGGCAUCUUCCAUUUCAUCUCUCUACAUUUGCAAGUGCCAAAAUGGAUACACAUUUUUAAGAUCUGAGUUGAAAUUGAGUGGAUGUGCUUAAAAAAAAAAAAGAGUUCAUGUUUUUUGCGCCACUGUUUGUCAAACACAGCGGAUAUCUUACUUUAAAAAUAAAUAAAUUGCACUCUUGCCAGAUUAAUGCCUUCCGUGCCAAGGUGAAUGUGAUUGCUGGAUGCUGUAGGACCGUUUCAGACCUCAGUUCUUCCCUUUUUUUUAAUUUUACCCCUGCUUAUUUUAAGACUACUGGUGAUGAAAGAAGUGCCUGUAUAUGAAGAGUUGAUCGCCCUUUGUGACUGUAUUCUGAAAUAUUGCUAUUUUUGGAAUUGCCUUACAGAAGUAUACUAAUACUUUAAGUUGACUUUAGGUUUUUUCUCACUUCUCAUCGUCAAAUCAAUACAUGAGUGCCACCACUGCAAUCCAAUGUUUUCCUAACUUAUUUAUAUAUAUUAAAAAGAAUAAUAAUAACCUGCCUUUAAAGUUUACUUCAGGUUCAUCAGUAAAUACGGCAGUGGAUUGGUUCUGCAUUUGUCAGACUUAUCGAUGUGCAAUUGCCAUGACGUGUCUUUAAUUGCAAAUAAAGAUAUCUUUUAAAAUAUGA
Messenger RNA from Scomber scombrus (Atlantic mackerel), 2179 nucleotides. It is a transcript of the gene atp6ap1b, whose product is annotated as ATPase H+ transporting accessory protein 1b. Gene Ontology annotation, cellular component: proton-transporting V-type ATPase complex. Lineage: Eukaryota; Metazoa; Chordata; Actinopteri; Scombriformes; Scombridae. Bases 13 to 1368 code for a protein of 451 amino acids. The record is from RefSeq and is a predicted model, not a curated record. The transcript has 10 exons.